AUGAUCGAAGAGGAGAGUCGCACCUCGAUAUCCUGCAGCGUCCUCGAUAUCGAGCGCGCGAUGGCGUCGUUCGCUGACGGGGUCGAUGCCCUGGACGGCCUCAUCGAGGAAGCACUGUCGUCAGCAGAUGGGCUUGUCGGAAUGGUAGAUGUGAUCCUCGAGAAGUUAAUUUCUAUUGGUAUGGCUGCGUGGCUGUAUCUAAAACCUCACCAAGUAGGCAUCCACCCUUCAAACAGAUAUGGAUUGGGCAUCAAGGCUUACGAGGUGCACAGGCUGGGGGCUAAGAUCGUGAGGAACAAAUUCAGUUUCGCGGCAACGGCUGGUUCAGUUUGCAUCGAAGAUAAGAAUGGCACGAUUGCGCAGUAUACCCAGGAGUUUCAGAGAUCGUCGAAUCUGUUUGGCAAAUCCCCGCCCGAAUCGAUUAUCGCAGGGAGCGUGAGCUCUGGGCAUGCAAUUCAGUUCCUGGUGGCUUGCUUAGAGAGAAUUGAGACGAAGGAGAAAACGUUGUCCGACAUCGACGGUCGCAUCAACACGGGGCAGUUCCAAAGCAAAGAUAAACGAGUGGAAAAGGCACUUGACACUGGGCUGAGGUGGUUGAUGGUGAAAAAGGAGGCAGAGGAACGCUGGCCAAAACUUCCAGGUUUGAUCCAGUCGGCAAAGCAGGCGACGGGCCAGGUGCAGAGUGAAGAAACGCAUUUCGAGCUCUUGCUUCACAUCCAGGCCAUUGCAUCCGAGCAGGGGCGCGACGGGUCCGUAAUCGACUGGGCGAGGGUGAAGACCGAGGCGAGCAAAUCGGAAUCGAAGUACGUUGACGAUAUCGACGCAUGCGCUGACUUCGUGGCGAAAUAUGGUGGGGGGUCCCAGGGCCAGUUCAUCAAGGACCUCGUGCAGUUCGUGUCAAGGUGCGCGCCCGCUGGGCGCCUGGUGGGCGGGUACGUGUUCGAGACAUUGUGCAAGGCAAAGCUCGCGGCGACGGAGAUGAUGCCCCACCUGGUAAUGGCCGUCGUCAAGGCUCACGUGAACGGCCCCCCCGAGUCCGCGCAGAGUCGAAUGUGCAGGUUUGUGACCCGCUCAGAGAUCGCGCCCCUCUUCGCUAGCACGGAGGCGAGGUCUAAAGCGAUGGCAGCAGAGAAGACCUUGCGGCAUCUUCACAGCGUUUCCAGGCAGAUCGAUAUCGAUACGAUUGAACGCAUUCCGAUCAUAGGUAAGGCCGACCAAUUGAUAGCAAUGGUGUUGUUAGGGAAAAAGUUGGAUGAGCGAUACGCAAACAUCGAGUGCGUCGCUCACGAGUGCAUCGAGGCAUUGAAGGCAAAACAAAAUGGUACCAUCGAGAUCGACAACCCGUAUACCUGCCAGUCGGCCCAGCACGACAGCGGUGCCGAUGGGGACUCCGUCAAGCAGACCCCCUUCAGUGGCAUGCUGCAGUACGACGCCAGCACGGGGGAGCUGGCGAACGCUAACAUCUGCCUCUUGGAGCAGAGAGGGUUUAAGGUUGAUGACACCAUCAGGCUGAGGAAGGACGAUGAAGGUGCAAUGGCGCGGCCGAACUACGGGUGGUUUGCCAGUUUCAGUGGUUCCCCCCUAACUCCCUCAGACACCUUGGACCCUCCACCCCUCUACGCCACAUAA
Messenger RNA from Prorocentrum cordatum, 1629 nucleotides. NCBI's taxonomy places the organism in Eukaryota, Dinophyceae, Prorocentrales, Prorocentraceae. The record is from the annotation of a GenBank genome assembly.